AUGAGGACAGAUGUCUAUGUUACCCGGUUCCUGGCCCUCUCCAUCCAAGGAGGGCUUGGCAAUGAACAUGCAUUAGAACUGCUGGAGCGCAAUGUGAACCCCCGCAUUGCAGAACAGAUCUACUUGCAGGAUACAAGAAACGAAAAUCUGGCCCUGGCGGCUGAGAAAGUACGACGCGUCGGUAGAGUCAUGGAGCUCUACGCUAUGCACCAAGGUGGCGGGUCCACCACCAAAAACAACCAAUCCCAGAGGCGCCCUGGGUCAUCAAACCACCAUAAUCACUCUCACGGGUUCAAGCUGUUCGGGCUGCAACCAGGGCAGGGAGCCCCUAUAGAUAUUGGCGUGGCCACCCAACAAAAAAAUAAUCAAGGGUGCCAGGUGCACCAACUAGAAACAGAAAAACUGGACAAUCGGCUCCAGACUCAGGCCAGUCGUUCAUAUGACAAGAUCCAGGCCUUCUUUUAUGACCAGCAGGUCACUGAGAUGAAGGUUCAGGGAAAAGAGUUAGGAGCUUAG
Molecule: messenger RNA, 516 nt
Organism: Serpula lacrymans var. lacrymans S7.9
Lineage: Eukaryota; Fungi; Basidiomycota; Agaricomycetes; Boletales; Serpulaceae
Exons: 2
Coding region: 1-516 (171 amino acids)
Source: RefSeq, a predicted model, not a curated record